Molecule: messenger RNA, 1728 nt
Organism: Drepanopeziza brunnea f. sp. 'multigermtubi' MB_m1
Lineage: Eukaryota; Fungi; Ascomycota; Leotiomycetes; Helotiales; Drepanopezizaceae
Biological process (GO): transmembrane transport
Cellular component (GO): fungal-type vacuole membrane
Molecular function (GO): transmembrane transporter activity
Source: RefSeq, a predicted model, not a curated record
AUGUCCUUGUUGCAGAGAGUCUCGUCCAUCGAAUCGCUGGGGUCGAUAUAUCCAGCGUCACAUCCGCGGGCCCGCUCGGGCUCGCACAGUCCGUCCUCGAGAGACCGCAAGCUCUCGUUCAGUCCCUUGCCUGGGAGUUGGGAUCCCCCACCUGCACCUGAGCUCGUGGCAGACCAUAUACCUCCUCCCAUUGCCGCUUUCGAGGUUCCGCGGUCGAAGAGGAUAUUACAGGUGACGAUCGCAGUGGUAUACUGCCUAUUCGCUGCCGGUAUUGUCUUUGGAUACGCAGCUCUCAAGCCCGUCCUUAUCCGCGAGGGCAUCUACCGAGAACGAUGCACCCAGGACGAACUCGACCGCGAUGUUCGGACAUGCUACGAGCAGGAGAUACACCUGAACCUGAUGUUCACAGUGGCCGCUGUGGUCACCAACGUUGCCGCUCUCCCCGUCGGGGCGGUCCUCGACGCGGCCGGCCCUCGAGUCUGCGGCAUCAUCGGUAGCAUUGUGCUCGCGAUUGGAGCCCUGUUGUUCGCAUUUGCGUCGCAGCUACCUUUUGACGGAUACAUACCCGGCUAUCUCUUCCUGGCCCUUGGGGGCCCGUUUGUCUUCAUUUCGUCGUUUCAGCUGUCGAAUGCUUUCCCGAAAAACUCGGGCUUGAUAUUGGCUCUGUUGACGGGCGCUUUUGAUUCUUCCAGCGCUAUAUUCCUUGUAUACCGUAUGGUGUACCAGUGGAGCGAGGGAGCACUCAAGCUGAACAAGUUCUUCCUCCUGUAUCUGGUGGUCCCGGUAUUCAUCCUAGUGGCGCAGGUCUUCAUCAUGCCCACGGCAUCCUACAAAACAGUCGGCGAGCUCCGAAAGCAAGUAGAAGAACAGGAAGACAUUAUCUACGACGACCAAGUCGACGAGAAUACCGCCCUCCUGCGCGAAGAAUCCCGUCAGCACCGCCAAUCCGUCGUCUCCGAGAUCACUGACCUGCUCGGCUCAAAAUCAGGUGCGAAGCUUGUCAGGCAAGAGGAGCACAAGAACCAGAUCUCAGGCGUCUACGGCGCCAUGCACGGCGCCACCGUGCUGCAGCAGAUCUGCUCGCCCUGGUUCGUGCUCGUCACCCUCUUCACCAUGAUCCAGAUGACGCGCAUCAACUACUUCGUCGCCACCAUUCGCCCACAGUACGAGUACAUCCUCGGCUCGUACGCCAAGGCGGUGGAAAUCAACACCUUCUUCGACGUGGCACUGCCCGUGGGCGGGAUCCUGUCCAUCCCGUUCAUCGGGGUGGUGCUCGACAGCACCAGCACCGUCACCGUGCUGUCUACCCUCGUCAGCAUCGCCACCGCCAUCGGCGUCCUCGGCUGCCUGCCGUACACGUGGGCCGCGUACGCCAACAUCUCGCUCUUCGUCCUCUACCGGCCCUUCUACUAUACCGCCAUCUCCGACUUCGCCGCCAAGGUUUUCGGCUUCCGGACCUUCGGCACGGUGUACGGCCUGACGAUCUGUCUGGCCGGCCUGUUCAAUUUCAGCCAGAGUGGCCUGGAUGCGCUGCUGCACAAGGUGUUUAAUGGGGAUCCGAUCCCGGUGAACCUGAUCCUGCUGGGAAGUGCUCUGGUGGUCGGAGUAGCGCUGUGUUCGUUUGUGGGCAUGAAGUCGUACCAGAUGAGGAGAGAGGAAUUGGUGAGUGAGGCAGAGCAUACGAGGGAGACUGUUAUGCCGGGGGCUCAGAGCCCGCAGAGAUUGUGA